Aureobasidium uvarum is the source of this 606-nucleotide messenger RNA. NCBI's taxonomy places the organism in Eukaryota, Fungi, Ascomycota, Dothideomycetes, Dothideales, Saccotheciaceae. The record is from the annotation of a GenBank genome assembly.
AUGAUCCGCGACCACCGCACCAACCGUGCCGAUUUCAUCUUCUACUCGAACCGCAUCAUCCGUCUGCUGGUCGAAGAAGGUCUGAACCACCUACCCGUCAUCCAGCAAGAGAUCACCACGCCCGUCGGCCGUCAUUACAAUGGUGUCAAGUUUGAGGGAAAGAUCUGCGGUGUCAGCAUCAUGCGCGCCGGCGAAUCCAUGGAGCAGGGCCUCCGUGAUUGCUGCAGAAGCGUACGCAUCGGCAAGAUCCUGAUCCAGAGAGACGAGGAGACGAGCCAGCCUCGUCUUUUCUACGAGAAGCUGCCCGAAGACAUCAAGGACAGAUGGGUCCUCUUAUUAGACCCCAUGCUCGCUACCGGUGCGCACCAACUUACAUCCUCGUUUGUCCUCACUGACGUGCAUCUAGGCGGGUCUGCUCUGAUGGCUGUCGAGGUACUGAGACAAAAGGGUGUGCCGGAGGAUCGCAUCCUCUUCCUCAAUCUCAUCGCCAGCCCAGAAGGUGCCGACAACUUUGCAGAGAAGUUCCCCAAGGUGAGAAUCGUCACCGCCUUCAUCGAUGAAGGCUUGGAUGAGAAGAAGUACGUCAAAAUCGGUUCCUCGUUUUGA